Molecule: messenger RNA, 1957 nt
Organism: Trichoplusia ni (cabbage looper)
Lineage: Eukaryota; Metazoa; Arthropoda; Insecta; Lepidoptera; Noctuidae
Exons: 3
Coding region: 428-1840 (470 amino acids)
Source: RefSeq, a predicted model, not a curated record
UUGAAAUUGAUCAAUUGACAGCAUACUCAACCUCAUUAUAUUGAACCUCAUUUUUGUAGUUUAGUUUUAAGUUUGUAAAUUUGAAAUUGUUCUUAAGUUGUCAUGUUGUUUUUCUUCGUAUGUCAGUAAAAAUAAAAUAAAAGUAGAAGCGACUAUAAAAGGCUUUAAAAUUGUUAUUUCUGUUUAGUAUUGCGCAACAAUCCGGCGAUUGUCUUGCGGAAGUAUUGUUUGUAAGAAUAUGUGCAAUUUGUAAGAUUCAAGAGGUGUUUUAGAAGCAAUGUUCAAUAAAUGAAAAUUUCCUGUCAACUCGGACUCAAUUAUUUCUUCAAGAACCCAACCCACUGUAAAAAUAACAACAAGUUUGCUAUUUGCAGCUGUACUUUUGCGAUAUGAGUAAUUAGGAUAGCUUGUUAGUUUAUCUAUUGCAAUGUCUGGGUCAAGUAGUUCACGUGGUGUAAAUUUAAUAAUUAUUGACAGUCGACGCGGUGGAAAAACUUUAUUACGUGCCGGACAUAAAUAUAUUAAACGCAGAGAAAAUAAAAAUUCAAGUACUUGGCAUUGUGUAAAUAGGAGAAAUAGUAUUAAAUGUAGUGGAUAUAUAACUAUUGAGAAUACCAAUAAUACAAUAAUUAAAGAUUAUAAACACAGUGAUCCGUGCGUGCCACAUUUUGAAGACAAUGAAGUUCAAAUGGCUAUAAGUGAGUGCAAAAAAGAAGUAAAUUCAAAUUACGGAUCAGUACAGAAAAUUUUCGAAAAACACAUGGGUAACUUAAAAGACAAAGGGUUACACCUUACAGGAAAUGUUCCUGACUAUAAAAAAUUAAAAACAGUAUUAUACAGACACCGAAAUAAGUCGUUGAACGUACCAAAAACACAAUUUAAGAAUGUGGAAGAAAUUAUAAUACCAGAAGAAUUUAAUAAGUAUGUAUUGGCUGAUUAUUGUAAUGAAGACUGUAAUCGAAUAAUUAUAUUUUCCUCGACAGAAGUAAAGGAACAUAUAAAAUGUGUAACGCAUUACUUUGGUGAUGGCACUUUCGACGGCUGCCCAAACCCAUUCGAACAAGUUUAUGUCAUUCAUGGAGACAUGGGAAGCACUGACUUAUCCACGAAUGUAGCACCAUUAUUUUAUAUUCUGUUAAAAAACAAAGAAGGGAAAACUUAUGAAAAAAUUUUCGAAUUGAUUAAACAAACUUUGCCUGAAUGGCGUCCAUCGAAAUUUACCUUCGAUUAUGAAAUAGGAGUAAUAAAUGCAGCAGCGAAGAUUUUUCCUGAUAUCAAAAUAAAUGGAUGUAACGUACAUUUUCAAAAGAACGUUAUCAAAAAAGCGAAAUCUUUAAAUCUAAUGGAACACGAAGAGUCCUCGAACCAUGUUAAGCAAUGCAUAGGCUUGGCGUUUUUGCCAAAACAAGAUAUUGAAGACGGCUGGCUGCAUAUAAUGGAAAAUAGUUUCGACGAUGAAGCUAUGACCAAAUUCAAUGACUAUUUUGUCACUCAGUGGCUUGAAUAUCCAGACCUCAUUUGGUGUUGCCAUAAUGAACGCCAUAGAACAACUAACUUGGCGGAAUCAUGGAAUGGCAGAUUCAACAAAAUUAUUGGAAAAAAUCCCAGUUUAUUAUUGUUUCUGCAAACAAUUGGCAACGACACAUGUCACUUUGAUAUAAAACAAGCCAACUUUCGACUAAAAAGAUCACCUAUAAAUUCAAGAAAAAGAACAAGUAUAGAAAUCGACCGCCAGAUUCAAAAGCUAACAAAAAGUUACGAAAAUAAAGCUAUCUCCAUUGGUGAUUUUCUGAUUGACAUAUCAAAGUCAAUAUUUCGAUCAGAACAUUUAAAAAAAUAGUUUAUUUUAAUUUUGUUUUUAGCCUAUUAAAAUGUUAUAUUUACAGUAAUACUUUUCUGAGAUGUGGAUUUUUUAUAUUUUUUUUAUUGUUGAUUAUUGGUAAUUAAUAUUAUUGAU